Molecule: messenger RNA, 714 nt
Organism: Castor canadensis (American beaver)
Lineage: Eukaryota; Metazoa; Chordata; Mammalia; Rodentia; Castoridae
Product: olfactory receptor 7E24-like
Biological process (GO): G protein-coupled receptor signaling pathway
Cellular component (GO): membrane
Molecular function (GO): olfactory receptor activity
Source: RefSeq, a predicted model, not a curated record
CUGUCCUUGGCUGACAUCUGUUUCAUCUCCACCAUAGUCACAAAGAUGAUUGUGGACAUCCAAAUUGACAGUAGGACAAUCACCUAUGAAGGCUGCCUGACACAGAUGGAUGAUAUGCUUAGGACUGUGAUGGUUUAUGACAGAUUUGUGGCCAUCUGUCACCCCCUAUAUUACUUUGUCAUUAUGAACCAUCACUUAUGUGGAUUCUUACUUUUAGUGUCUUUUUUGUUUAGCAUUUUGGAUGCCCAGCUGCACUAUUUGUUUGCCUUACAUUUUCCCUACUUCAAAGAUGUGGAAAUUUCCAAUUUUUUCUGUGACCCUUCUCAUCUCCUAAAUCUUGUUUGUUCUGACAACUUCUCCAGUAGCAUUGUCAAGUAUUUUACUGGUGUUGUAUUUGGUUUUGUUCCUAUCUCAGGGAUACUUUUCUCUUAUUGUAAAAUUAUUGCCUCUAUUCUAAAAAUUUUAUCAUCAGGUGGGAGGUUUAAAGCCUUUUCCACAUGUGGUUCUCACCUGUUAGUUGUUUGUUUAUUUUAUGGGACUAGUAUUGGUGUGUACCUUGGAUCAGCUUUCUCAGAAUAUCCUAGAAAUGUUUUGGUGGCCUCAAUCACUUACACUGUGGUCAUCCCUAUGUUGAAUCCCUUUAUCUGUAGUCUGAGGAACAGGGACAUUGAAAGUGCUCUUAGUAGAAUCCAUGUGAGAACCAUCAAAUCUUAG